Gilbertella persicaria is the source of this 2875-nucleotide messenger RNA. Its product is annotated as rab-GTPase-TBC domain-containing protein. NCBI's taxonomy places the organism in Eukaryota, Fungi, Mucoromycota, Mucoromycetes, Mucorales, Choanephoraceae. The transcript is spliced from 4 exons. The record is from RefSeq and is a predicted model, not a curated record. Bases 110 to 2734 code for a protein of 874 amino acids.
UAUAUAUUUAGUGUAAUACAGUGUUACGAAGCUUAUAUAUUUUUUGUAAAUUAAAAAAACUUUUUUCUUUCUUUUUCUUUUAUUCUCUCUUUUUCCUUGACAAUUUCGGAUGGCAGCUACUGUAAUAGAAAACUCUUGUCUUUUAUUAGACCAAAAAGUACUAGACAAACUUGAAAAUCCUCAGCAACUCAACCCUAUUCAACAUGAUUUAAUUUUACGUCCUUCAAAAUCAGAAGAUAGUAAAAAACCUCUCGUUAUUCACCCAGAAAAAUCAGCUUCUUUAUCUCUUGCCGAGCGAAGAAAGAAUCAGUCUAUCCCUGCAUCUCUUGUCGUCUCAAAUAAUACAGUAAGAGAAGAGCAAAUGAAAGAAGAAAAUAAGGUAUACCUGAUUAAACGGCUCGAGAAACAAAAUAGCCUACAAAAGUCAGAUCCCAAAUCAAUUCAGAUGGACACCAUGGUUACACCACUUCUCAGCAAAUUAACUGCGACUGAGCCUAUCUGGGAAAAGUUGAUACGGAAUGCAAACUCAAUCGAAACUAGAGUUGAAUUAUUCACGAGAUUACAGCAAGACAAUAUACCAGAUAACGUGCGUGGUAUCGUUUGGCAAGCCAUUUGUCAAACCUCUUCUUCAAGUCAUGCUGUAAUCUUGUACGAACAGCUUAAACAAGACGUUUCUCCUUUUCAUGCCAUGAUUGAACAUGAUGUUCAAGACAUGCCACACAAGGAAGCCAUCAUGCGUAUCUUGGAUGCCUAUAGUCUGUAUGAUGCUCGUGUAGGUUAUUAUCCUGGUAUGGCAAGUUUAGUAUCACCCGUUUUAGCACAAAUGUCAGAAAAUGAAGCCUUUGGCAUGUUUGUUCGACUGAUGGAAUUGUACGAUAUGCGUUCCUUGUACAUGUACAAUAUGGAAGGCCUUCAACUUUGCCUGCAUCAGUUCCAAACCGUCUUGUCACACACCUUGCCCAAGUUAGAUGCUCAUCUCUCUCAACUCGCUAUUCAGCCCUCCAUGUAUGCAUCUCAGUGGUACCUGACUUUAUUUACAACGUGUAUUUCAACUCAGCAGCAUAUCAUGCGUAUGUACGAUCUCACCCUCUUAGAAGGCGUCAACGAGACCGUCAGUCGUCUGGCCAUACUUCUCUUGCAAAAGAAUGAAGCACGCUUGCUAUCCAUGUCUGAACCUGACCAGGUCCUUCAAUGCCUUACAUCCACAGAUUUACAUGCCUAUGCUUAUCCUCACACUCAUGAUUUUGUUCAGGACAUCAUCGCCAUGAACCCUGUCCUACUCAAGAUGGACCUCGACCAAAAAGAAAAAAAGAACCUCACAGCACUUUCGAAAAGGAUGAUCAUGUCGGCUCAAACGACUGUUCCCAAGCUACAACAACAGAUUGAAGAUUUAGUCACAGCCAUGUCUCAGCUCCAAAAGGAACAUGCUGCACUUGCACAGAACAACAUGACACUUCGUAUGCGUGAAAUGGACCAAGAAGCUGCUCAGUCGAAACUCGCUAAACGCAAUGCAGUGCUUGAAAAGCGAGUCAAGAAAUACAAGGUCAAGUUAGCGAAUGCAAGUACGACUUCAGAAAGUGAUGAUACACAUGCUGUGCCUGCUCUUCCUCCUACAACAGAAAAGACACCAGAAAAACGCCAGGAUCAAUACCAUUCGUUUGUUGCUUCUUUGCGUGAUACGGGUGAUUUUGGUGCCUUGAUUGCGGGUGCCUUGACAGUACCUCCAGCUGAAGAACCCAAGACGGCCCAGUUAGCACAGACCCAAUUAUUAGAAGAGCUACAACAACAAGCCGAUCGAAAGAAGCUCGAUACAGCUUUACAAAAUGUCACUUCUGAACUAGUGGCCAUCAAGUUAGAUCAUUUUGAGACCAAGCAACGUUAUGAAACCCUUUACCAUCACUGUGAACAAUUGACUGCACAGAUCCAGUCAAUGCAAGAAUCUCAAAACGCACUUGUUCAAAAGAUCAUUUACCUUGAAAGCGAAUUGGACGAUGUCCAAGCAGAACGAGACCAAAUCUUGCAAGACCAAGAAGAAGUGCUUGAAGUUGCUAUGGUAGCCAAAAAGACAGCUGCUGAAUUGCAACUUGAGAAAUUGGCAUUAGCUAAAGACAUAGAACGAUUAGAACAAACCAUCAAGGACCUGGAAGAAGAGAAAAAAGCCUUCUUUAUGCCUCGAGGUACUUUUACGGAAGAAGUGUUUGCAGCUCACUCCAUCUUGUUUGGCGAGAACAAAUCGUCCGCCAAAGAACAAAACCGACGCCAUACGCUUCAAUUGGGUCUCAAGAACGAAGAUGAGUACAAGACUAAAUUUGUAGAAAGCGAAUUGCGUUGUCGUGAACUAGAGAAAUAUCUAGCAGAGACCAAGGUCAAAUUGGCCGAACUUGAAUCUGGCAGUACAAUGAGUCCUCGAGGCUCUAUGCAGCAACAACGCCGUGCUUCUGUUUAUAACAAGCGAAGUUCUGCUGCAUCGUUAUCCAUGUUGGCCAAUCGAAUGAGUACACCAACUUCACCACGUGAACGUAGAGGUUCCACUGAAAGUUAUGCUUCUUCUGUUACUUCCUUGACAUCCAUGAACAGUAGUAAUUAUAACAGCAAAAGGUCAAGUGUUUAUUCAAGAAUCUGGAAUACCUUUGGUUCACCUACUACUCCUGUUAACCCUGUUGCUUCAGUCAAUAUAAAGAACGAUAUCAUGUGUGAAGAACCACAGAUCAUUCAGCAACAAACGACAUUGUAAUACCCCCCUCCCUUUCUAUCUUAUUAAUAAACUGAUAUUUCCCAUGAAAAAAAUGACCAUUAUUGACAUGUGAAAGGCUUUUUUUCACAUCAAUAAAAUAUUGAGGAAAAAACUAAGACCUGUAUGUGUAUGGCAGUGAUG